UUUAUUGUUGUCUUUUGCCAUGGCAUUUCGUAACAUCGUGGUAUAAUUUUGGAACAUACUUUUAGCGUAUUUAAAUAUGUUGGAUAGAGGCCAACUUUCGCAUAUUGUCUGCUAUUAUUAUAACGAUUACUCAAUCGGAUUCUAUAUAAGCUUUGAGGAUGAGUCGAAUCCACCACAAAUCAAAUAUGACGAGAAAAAGUUUGAGACCGAAAGGUGAAGAAAAAGAAGACCGAGACGAGCACGGGAGCUCUCUCGACUGUCUGCCCGACGAUGUAUUGUACGUUAUCCUGCUGAAACUGGAUAUACAAUCUCUAGGUAGAGUAUGUCGCACGUGCCGAAGACUGCGGAGCUUGGCGGAAGCGGAUUUUGUGUGGACCAGACAUGGAGAACAGAAUACUUUGAUUCAAGAGUCAAGCUGGUGUGAUCAGAAACAGAAAAUUGUGUCAAAACAUACUGAAUGUUCAUAUAAGGAAAAGAUACGUCUCUCAUAUAAUUGGGAAGCUGGAGUUUUCCAGAGCACAGUGAUUACACAGAAUCCUGUAAAACAGAUGCCAUGGCUGCGGUUUGACGAGACAGGACUGUGGGUAUCUUCUGAGCAGCACAUCAAAUGUUUCAGCACCAGGCGACACCGAGGCCCCAAGCACCACCUUCAUACACUUGGCGGAGUAAAACAUGAUGUAACACACUUCACACUUCAGGGGGAGUCUGUCAUAGCAGGUUGUAGCGAUGGUAGUAUAGUUAGGUGGAAUAAGACAUCAGAGAAACCCACAUUCACAUACAAAGUCCACGAUGACCACAUACAUAAGGUGGAUGUCAGAGAAAACCUUAUCUUCUCGGGCUCUGCAGAUAACACAAUCAGAAUCACAGACACAGACCAAUUGGCAGCAAAAUCCAGAGUUGUGAAAGUGAUUGAAGUAGAGGAGCGAGUGUGGUCAGUGGCCGUGUCUCCAGAUGGCAGAUGGUGUGUGGGUGGCACGGCCGCUAGUACAGAUGAGACACCACCUUUGAUAGUUUGGGAUGUGGAGAGUUUGACUAAGUUUUGUAACCUUGGAACACAGCAUAAGAAAGGUGCCGGAGUGUUUGACAUGAAGUUUGAGUCCCCGAACCUCCUUCUCACAAGUGGCUACGACACAGUUAUACGACUAUGGGACAUGAGAACUCAUACUUGCGUAUGUAAUUGGGUGGAGCCCUUUGAUUAUGCAAACUACUGUAUCCAGUCGGACAACAACAUGGCCAUGUUCACGGGUACGGCUCGCAGCAGUAUGACGCGGCUUUGGGACAAACGAAAGUCAAAACCUGUUGGCAUAUACCACCCACCUGGCCGGAGACGAGAUAGUCCAGUGUACUCAAUCGCUUAUGACACUUCAAAACUGUUUGUAGCUCUCGACCUCAGCAUCCACAUGCUGGAUUUCUCUGUGAACCGAUGAGGAAGUCAUCAAAGUGAUUUCUCUGUGAACCGAUGAGGAAUUCAUCAAACUGAUUUCUCUGUGAACCGAUGAGGAAGUCAUCAAACUGAUUUCUCUGUGAACCGAUGAGGAAGUCAUCAAACUGAUUUCUCUGUGAACCGAUGAGGAAGUCAUCAAACCGAUUUCUCUGUGAACUGAUGCUGAAGUCAUCAAACCAAUUUCUCUGUGAACCGAUGAGAAAGUCAUCAAAGUGAUUUCUCUGUGAACCGAUGAGAAAGUCAUCAAAGUGAUAUUGUUCAGAGGUACACCAUAAUACAAGCCAGACUACUGUGAACUGAUGACCUCAAAUUGAUAUUCCGUAGCUACAUCACACAUGCCAGAGAUUUCAGUUCAGGUAAACUGAUUAAGAGGGCUUCUAUCUGACAUUUCAUAGGUACAAGACAUAAUCUCAGACGUUGAAACCGAAUCCUUGGAGAAAAGUAUAUAACGGAGCAAAUAUAGAGUGUAUGUGUCAUUUUUUGAAAACUCUGAAUUUAAAAUUACCGUAGACAAGAUUUCAGAAAUCGUAUGCGCCAAAACAUAGAAAAUUAAAGAAAUUUGUGAGUUUUGGUGGGUAAUUUUGGAAAAUAUGGGGCAAAUGGCCCCAUGACCCCCUCCAGAGUUAACUCUGAUUAUGUCAUUGUAUUUUUUGUUUGCCAUGCAUGAUGUCAUUGUAUUGUUGACGUGACCUCAUUGUAUUGUUGCAAGCACAUGCUAUCUGUGAUACCCAAGUAGUUGACAGAGAAAUCUUCAACAGGUCAAACAAGAGACAAAUCUGUAAAUGAUAUUUUUGUCAGUGUUAUCUUUGUGAAGCGAGAAUGUCAGCUUGUAUCCUCUGGUAAAUUAUACUUUAAUAUUUAUGAAAUCUGUUAAUAAAUUAUUUUACUGAC
Pecten maximus is the source of this 2335-nucleotide messenger RNA. RefSeq names its product F-box/WD repeat-containing protein 4-like. The record is from RefSeq and is a predicted model, not a curated record. The coding region runs from base 159 to 1427 and encodes 422 amino acids. Gene Ontology annotation, cellular component: SCF ubiquitin ligase complex. Gene Ontology annotation, molecular function: protein binding. Lineage: Eukaryota; Metazoa; Mollusca; Bivalvia; Pectinida; Pectinidae. Gene Ontology annotation, biological process: SCF-dependent proteasomal ubiquitin-dependent protein catabolic process. The transcript has 9 exons.